UUUCGUUUUUUGUAAGGGAGCUGGAAAAAAAAAGAUUUUUUGGUUUCAUAUCCACUCUAUAUAAAAAUAGUCUUCUUUUUUUUUUUACUCAGCUACAAUAAUUCCCCUUCUCUUUCACUCUUUUUUCCCUUUUUUCUAGUAUAAUAUGGAUCACACGCUAGCAUCUUCUUUGGCAGGUUACCUGUCAAUUUUAUGUUGGCUCAUUGUUUUCACACCGCAAUUGUUGGAAAACUAUAAACGCAAAAGUGGCGAUGGUCUGUCCAUGACCUUUUUGGUCAUUUGGUUAGCAGGCGAUGUCUUUAAUCUUUUAGGUGUCAUUAUGCAAGAUCUGCUGGUUACCAUGUUUGUUCUGGCACUUUAUUACACAGUGGCAGAUAUGGCCUUGAUUUGGCAGGUCAUUUACUAUCAGCGUCAACAAAAGCCUAUUGAGGAAGAAGUCUUUCCUGGAGAAAGCAGUGUGUUAAUUGGACCUUCUUCGUUACCCACCUAUGAUACCACUACGAUAAGUAGUGCAACCAACAAGAAGACCAGUCAAGCUAAAAAGACGAGAUUAUUUAAUUGGACAUCAGCCAUUGCAAUUGUUUUAGUGACAGUCAUUUCGUGUUACACAUAUUACAAUGCUCAUUGGAAGCACAACCAUCACAAUGAUGAUGAUACAAAUCGAUUGAACUGGCUUCCUCAGACGAUGGGAUGGACCAGUGCUGCUCUUUAUGUUGGUAGUCGUAUCCCUCAAAUUUUGAAGAAUUAUAAACAUAAAAGCACAGAAGGUUUGAGUUUUGGCAUGUUCAUCUGUGCAGUUUUAGGCAACGUCUUGUUUACCUCGUCUAUUUUCUUGAAAUCAACAGAAAAGAGUUACAUCCUGAUGAAUCUCUCUUGGAUCAUUGGAAGUACAGGCACUUUAAUUUUUGACUUUAUUAUCUUUCUGCAGUUCUUUGUGUAUGAAAAAGAGAUUGAAAAAUAAUACCCCCAAUCACUA
Mucor mucedo is the source of this 976-nucleotide messenger RNA. Its product is annotated as PQ loop repeat-domain-containing protein. Gene Ontology annotation, cellular component: fungal-type vacuole membrane. Gene Ontology annotation, biological process: basic amino acid transmembrane export from vacuole. The record is from RefSeq and is a predicted model, not a curated record. Lineage: Eukaryota; Fungi; Mucoromycota; Mucoromycetes; Mucorales; Mucoraceae. The transcript is spliced from 5 exons. Bases 146 to 961 code for a protein of 271 amino acids.